GCGGCCGCUGCAAGCAGGUGGGGGCGACGGCUCCGCCUCCGCGUCCCGGCAGCGCCUGAGCCUGGCCCGGAGCGAGCGGGGAACACAGAGACCGGCUCAGCCAGGCGCGCAGCGACAACGCCAAGCGCGGUCUAUAGACCCAGAGUGGACAGCGGGGACGACGGAGACCGCGGCGCCAGCUCGAGUCCAGUCCGCCCGGCCAGGGCCAGCUGCAGGCAGCCUGCAGGAACGUCACCAGAAAUGCCCACCUGGAUCUGAAUGCCCACCUGCCUUCCUGAUGAUGAUGAACAUACAAUUGUAUAGACCAGAAACUACUCUCUUGGAACCAUUCAUAAGCAAGAGACACCAACACUGUGACUUAUGCCGGUGCCGCCUCCGCCACCACCACCUCCACCGCCCCCACCUCCUCCACCUCUGGGGGCUCCUCCCCCUCCACCUCCACCAGGGCCCCCGGUUAGUACAGAUGCACCCAGCUUAAGGAAAACAGACCUGAAAGGUCGGAGUGCGUUGUUGGCUGAUAUCCAGCAAGGAAAGCGCCUACGAAAAGUCACCCAGAUCAAUGACCGCAGUGCCCCGCAAAUCGAGAGCUCAAAGGGAACCAACAGAGAUGGAGGAAGCUCUAGCAGCAAUGCGCGAGGAGGAAACACACCCCCCGCCCUGGGAGAUCUCUUUGCUGGUGGCUUUCCUGUGUUGAGACCAGCAGGCCAGAGGGAUGUGGCAGGCGGCAAGACAGGGCAGGGCCCUGGCUCCCGAGCGCCUUCUCCCCGGCUCCCCAUCAAAACUAUCAGUGGCCCCCUUCCUGCCCCUGCAUCUCCCAGGCUGGGCAAUGCCUCAGAGGUGCACAGCUCUGCCAGGCCGAUCCCUCCUCGCCCCAGUGUGCCUGCUCCACCACCUCCCACUCCACCACCGCCCCCACCUCCACCUCCACCCUUGCCCCCGGCCUCGGCCUCCACCACCAAAGCUCCGUUGGUGUCCCCACCUGUCCCUCUAACCAAGGGGAGUCCCUCUGUGGUGCCACCCCCUGUACCCUGCGCACCUCCUCCCCCUCCGCCCCUGAUCCCACCUCCGCCCCCGCUGCCCCCAGCUGCAGUGCUCAGUGACAAAGCAGUGAGGCCCCAAUUAACCCCACUGCACCUGCCGCCCAACCCGCCCCCACUCCCUCUCCUCCCACCCUGUGGGUACCCAGGGCUGAACACAGAGCCCAGCAGCCCUGCACAGGAGGUACGGGAGCCUCCAGCCCCUCCUCCUCCACCACCACCUCCACCGCCACCGCUCCCAAUCUAUGCCUCUUGCUCCCCCAGGGCCGCUGUGCCCGCGCCCCCUUUGCCAGGCUCGAACAACAGUGGCAACGAGACUCCUCCCCCACUGCCCCCCAAGUCCCCAAGCUUCCAGGCUCAGAAGGCCUUGCCCACUCCUCCGGGUGUUCCUGGCCCUCAGGCCAUCCUGCAGAAGAAGCGACGAGGCCCAGGAACCAGUGGGGGGAAGCUAAACCCACCCCCAGCUCCGCCUGCCAGAUCGCCCACCACAGAGCUUUCCAGCAAAAGCCAGCAGCCUGGAGGCCAGCUGCGGAAUGGAAGCCAGCACAUGAUUGAUGACUUCGAGUCUAAAUUCACGUUCCACUCCAUGGAAGACUUUCCCCCUCCAGAUGAAUUCAAACCAUGUCAGAAGAUAUACCCCAGCAAGGUCCCCAGAAGCCGCACCCCUGGUUCCUGGCUCCAAGCUGAGGCAGCUGGGCAGAGCUCGGAUGACAUCAAAAGCAGAAAUUCUCAGUUGUCUCUGAAGGCACUCCGGUGAGAAGACAGAGGAAGCCAAGGCCCUGGGGUUCUUGAUUGGAUGGACACCGGGAUAACGCGUCGAGACUGUACCAUGCUCAAGCUCCAGUCAUUGACAGGCAGGCUCUGAAGGGAGCAUUAUUUAUUGUAAAUAAUGACUUGCACGAACUUUGAAGCACCCUUUCCGUCAGCUUUUAUUUGAGUAAUAUUUUAAUAUUUUUAAAUAUGCAUCUUGGCACUUGUCUGUCUUGUACAGACGGAGCCCUAUCCCACCCUGUAGUGUCCACUGUGACUAUAAACUAUGCUUGCAGGCUGGUCCUUCUGAAACGUUUUCCAGAGCAUCCUUAGUUUUCAAGUCAUCCCAAAGUCAUAAAUAUCCACAACAGCUUCUUAUUGGCAUGACUCUCAUCCCACCAACUGCAAAAUCCAACCAGAUAAUGCCUUAUAGACAAUGCAGCCCAGAGGAAGCAGUGUGUCCCCGGGUCCUGGCAGUGCCACACAGCCUCCAGUGAGCGAGAUGCCAUGUCUCGCUUCUUUUUAUCGAUACAGGGAUGUCGUUUUGCUGCCUAGUGUAAAUAUAUCCCAGUGCAAAGAUUAGAGUGGGCUUGGCCCCUCACAUGCCUUCCGCAGGGACCCCUUUUGUAACAGAUCUUUUACAAAUAGCCAAUGCUUUUACUGUUUACAGCAUCCCUAGUGCCCAGUCUCCAUCCCUUUCCUUCUGCCCCUCCAAGUUUCCAGCUCCAUCCUGAUAGCCAGGGUAAAGUCAGCUUUAUGAGAUUUUGAUAUCUUGCCACCUCUGAAGAUUACAAAUGUACAUAGCUCAUGAUUAUGAUAAGCUUAUUUUUACCUCAGAGGUUUCCCUCUCCCAAACCCUACCCUGAGUGUAGGAUUUACAUGGAAAAUACAACAUACAUUUUAAAAAGAACAACUCAAGGCUGGGGCAAUAGCGCCAUUGGUAAGAUGUUUGCCUCACAAGCCUAAGGAUCUGAGUUCAAUUGCCAGUGCCCACAUAAAGCUGAAUAUGGCAGUGCACACUUGUAUCCCAUUGCUGGGGAAGCAGAGGCAACCAGAUCCCUAGGGACUCACUGGCCAGCCAGGCUAAUCAAGGAGCCCCUGGUCCCAGAGAACGAUAUUGUCUCAAAAUACAACAUGGCAACUCCUGAGGCCACAACACCCAAAACUGACCUCUGGCCUCUCCAGACUCACACAUACAUGUGCAUGCACACUCCACACAGAAACAUAUGCACCCAUACACAAAUACAUACAAAAGAACAAAGCAUUCCAUUGGUAGGAAUCCUAGAACACCCGUCAGCCCAAAGGAUUUCCCUCUGAACGGAAAAGCACAGCUGUCUGAUAGCUGUCUGCACUUGUGGUGUGUACCUGGAUUGGCAGCCAGAUAUAUGCAACAAGUUUAGGGGUCCUGAAUAGAUGGAGGGCCAAGCCAGGCUGGGGCUGCUCUAUGUACUUUUCUUUGGGCCUCAAGGGAGGGAAGAGUAUGCUUUUGCUUCUUGUCAGGCCCCAAAAGCUCCCGUCUGCAGGCUGUAGCAGAGAAGGCAGAAAAUAGAAGGAAACAGGAUCUGUGCUCAGAAUAGCAGCAAAGGAAGAGGACAGUGAGCGUUGGGGUGCCCUGAAGCAUCCCCCUCAGACACUCCCACCAACAAGAACACUAGCCCAGGCCAGGCCAUCCAGAGAUGAUGGACAAGGGUCUUCAGUCAGGUGUCUGCAGACAGCUGUUUUUUGGAGCAAGUGUCUUGUAUUGUUGUGCUUUCUCAUUGGAGAUAGUAGAAACUGAGCCCGGGUCCAGUUCCCAUCUCUGGGACAUGACUCAAGCCACUGUAACAACUAAUGAAAACUGAAAGCCUCCUUGUUGCAGAUUUGUUAUGUUGGUUCUGGAAGUCUGCAGAAAGGUCAGCCUCCACUCCCCUCUACUGGAAACCAGGCAAGUAACAAUAAUAAGAAGUUUUCAUAAUUAUGAGGAGGGCCAUCAGCAAGGCAGCCCUGCCCUUUGAGGUAGACUGCUUGCCCAGCGACUGUUCCCGUAUUUAUGUCUACAACUGAUGGGACAGAAAUGCAAGAGUCUUCUGGGGAGAUGUCUGCUGUCCAAGCAUGAGGACCUGCGUUCAUAUCCCCAGGAUCUACAUAAAAGCCAGGCUUGGGGGUGAAUGUCUGUAACCCGGGUCCUCAGAGUUAGGUAGAUGCAGCAGAUCCCAGGGAGGUCAGUGGCCAGCCAACCUCGCCAAAUUAGCGAGCUGCAGCUUUAGCAAGAAACUUUAAUAAGGAUGAGAGAGAGAGAGAGAGACCAAAACAGACAGUGGUCAUUGGGUUGUUGACCUUUGGCCUCCACAUGCAUGUGCACAGAUGUGCCUUCUCACACUCACACACACACACACACACACACACCACACACACGCACACACACACACAUACAUAGCACACAAAUAAUUUUUUAAAGCUAUUUAAAGACACAGAGAAAGAACAAGCAGAAACCAAAAACAGCAAGCAGAGAGCAAUCUCAGGAAUCUGGCCUAGCAGCUUGCCUCCAGACCUAUCACUGAAGCUCCCCUCCAAGUUCAAGUGGGCAUGCCCAGUUCCCAGCGGCAGUGUACAGGUUGGGCCCCCGACCGUGGCACAUAUGGAGGCAUCCCUGCCACUCUUGCCUGCCCUCACAUUGCAGACUGUGACUCCCCAGUGUCUCCCCUGUAUUUUAUAUUUACUGGUGUCUCCUGCUGCAGAUUCAUUCCUUUGUAUCCAAUAAACUUUAAUAAGUGGCAA
Messenger RNA from Arvicola amphibius (Eurasian water vole), 4544 nucleotides. RefSeq names its product WAS/WASL interacting protein family member 3 (gene Wipf3). Gene Ontology annotation, molecular function: actin binding; alpha-tubulin binding; gamma-tubulin binding. The coding region runs from base 361 to 1794 and encodes 477 amino acids. The transcript is spliced from 10 exons. Lineage: Eukaryota; Metazoa; Chordata; Mammalia; Rodentia; Cricetidae. The record is from RefSeq and is a predicted model, not a curated record. Gene Ontology annotation, cellular component: recycling endosome; WASH complex; early endosome. Gene Ontology annotation, biological process: retrograde transport, endosome to Golgi; endocytic recycling; Arp2/3 complex-mediated actin nucleation.